CCUCAAACUUUCUUUCAGAUAUGAACCUACACACAAAAUAACUCGUUAUCACCCGUUUUAUUUUAGUUUAUUUUUCUCAAUAUUUCUGUCAGGUUUUACACGCAAUCGACCCACACAGGACAAGUCCUCGGUCUCUGUGAAACCCUUUCCUCUCGACGCUGUUUUCAAAUCGAGAGCAGUGCAGAGCAGCGCGGCUAAAUAACGGUCGCUUAGAAUGUUGACUCUUUCAAAUUUUCGAGGGGGAAAAUAAAUUCCAAACUGCAACGGACAAGCAAACGGCUGUUUGUUUUCUUUCUAAUAUAUAUAUAUUUUUAAUUUCUUCUUAAUAUCCUCUUCUCACGUAUAUUUUCCCCACAGACUACUACUAGAGAAAUAAUCUCCGUUUCGCGUUUUUUUUUUUACCCCCUCAAUUUCUACACUUUAUUAUUAUUAUUAUUAUUAUUAUUAUUAUUAUUAUUACAUUUCUUUUUCAAAUUCGUGAUACUCUUCUGAGGCGCUGCAGGGUUUUAUUUUUAAUUAUUAUUGUUAUUUUUUUUAUUAUUAUUAAAACCGCGGGAGUGGCGACACAUUUGCCACAGCAAUGCCUGGCUGACAAGCGAAGACAAACUGAGUAGGACGAGGAGAGACACCGAGACACAGCUGCAUAGCAAUUGCACGGGAGGAGGAUGCUACACGGAGACGGCUGCUGGAUGCAAACGGCGGCUCACGGGUUGAGGAUAAAAACUGUUGUCCCCGUCACUGUUAAAAACUAAACUCAUCGCUUCUGCUGUAAGAGAGACGGACAGCCUCAAAAUACUGUUUUUUUUUUUAACCCCAUGCUGUUUUUUUAAAACGCUCCUUGGGUUUUUCUUUUGUUUUGUUUUUUUAUCGGGAGGGAUCUACUGAAGACUACUGAAACAAAAAACUCCGGACGGACGCACCUUUUUUUAAUGGAGACUCUGGAAUCUUAAAAAAAGAGAAAAGACAUCUUUUAAAUUUGAAAGGAGAGGGGGAAAAAAAAAUAAUCUUCGUUUUUUUUUUUUUUUCCUGGUUUUCUACACCAGCGCUCACACCAACAAGUUUGAAAACAUUCAGAUUCCGUCGAAGAAGCCAAACUGGAUAGCAGUCAAACAGAAGAAAGAGAGAGAGAGAGAGAGAGGACAAAGUGGGGCUCAACUACCUGCCUUGAACGCAGAAAGGCAGACAGAAGGAUAAUGCUGUAGAGGCAGGAAAUAACCAAAAAAAAAAAAACCUAGAAGACUCCGCCAUCGCAUUUGCUUGACUCGCUUCCCUAUUCCUGAACCCCCUCAAAAAAAGAAAUGUCUCUGAAAAUCUCCGCUCUCCUCUGCCUGGCUCUGCUGCUCCAAACCCUGCCCCGUUCCAGGGGGGACUGCUGGCUCAUCGAGGGCGACAAGGGCUACGUCUGGCUGGCCAUCUGCAGCCAAAACCAGCCGCCAUACGAGACCAUCCCCCAGCACAUCAACAGCACGGUCCACGACCUCCGGCUGGACUCCAACAAGCUCAAGGCGGUCUACUUCAACUCCCUGAGCCGCUUCGGCAACCUCACCGACCUCAACCUCACCAAGAACGAGAUCUCCUACAUCGAAGAGGGGGCUUUCUCCGGGCAGCUGAACCUGCAGGUCCUCCAGCUGGGCUACAACAAGCUGACCAACCUGACCGAGGCCAUGCUGAGAGGCCUGGGGCGCCUGCAGUACCUCUUUGUCCAGCACAACCUCCUCGAGGCUGUCUCCCCCAGCGCCUUCUGGGAGUGCCCUAACCUGAUCACCCUGGACCUCUCCUCCAACAGGCUGGCCAGGCUGGACCCCUCCGCCUUCGCGGGGCUCGGCCGCCUCAUGGUCUGCGAGCUGGCCGGGAACCCCUUCCACUGCGAGUGCCAGCUGUACGGCUUCCUCGCCUGGCUGGAGUCCUUCAACAACAUGACCCGCAAUUACGAUCGGCUCCAGUGCGAGUCGCCCCGGGAGUUCGCCGGUUACCCCCUCCUGAGCCCCCGUUCGGGGGGUCGCAACGCCAUGACCAUCCUGGGGGCCAUCUGUAAGGAUGGCUUCCCGGCGCCGGGGGUCCCCACUCUCUCUUCGGACGACAGGAUGGGGGUCUACGAGACGUCCGGAGGAGGGGGCGGGAUGGAGGAUCUGGACUUCCUGGAGCCGACGGCACUGUCGGGCUCCGACCCGUCCUUCAGCCCCAGCAUCCGGCUCCAGCAGGUCACCUUCACCAUGGCAACGCUGGUGGUCAAGAUCCCUUCCCCCUUCAGCAAGAUGUACAUCCUGGUCCAGUACAACAGCACCUACGUCUCGGACGUCAUGAACCUCCGCAACAGGAAGGAGGUCAUCAUCCUGGACAAGCUCAAACCGCGCACCGACUACACCUUCUGCGUGGCGUCCAUCCGAAACUCCCAGAGGUACAACCACACCUGCCUCUCCUUCACCACCCGGGACCGCAGCCCAGACGACCGGCUCCACAGCGCCUCCACCACCACCCACUACAUCAUGACCAUCCUGGGCUGCCUGUUCGGGAUGGUCCUCAUCCUGGGGCUGGUUUACUACUGCCUGCGCAAGAGACGCCUGCAGGAGGAGAAGCAGAAAUCCAUCAGCGUCAAGAAGACCAUCCUGGAGAUGAGGUACGGGCCGGAAGCGGCCGCUAGCGUCAUCUCCAACCAGGCCAGCUCUAUAGUCCAGAAGCUGAACCAGCACCACCAGCACCACCAGCCCAAGCUGGCUUCCCCAGCCGUCUCCCGCUUGUCUUCCAUCCCGCAGGCUGAGAAGAUGGCAGCGACGUUCUCCGAGGCUUUGUCCGCCGCUAAGGGCAACUACAUGGACGUCCGGACGGAGAACUUGGAAGGCCUGCCGGUCAAGGAGAAGGAGGCUCUCGAUUCCCAAGGCAGGGACGGGAGUUUGGAAAACGGGGAGGAUUCGGACGAGGAUCAGGGUUCGGCUUCGGAGAUCUCCACCAUCGCCAAGGAGGUCGACAAAGUCAACCAGAUCAUCAACAACUGCAUCGACGCCCUCAAGCUGGACACGGCCCAGUGCGGGCUCACCUCCACCCCUUCCAAAAAUGCCCCCGUAAUGCUGCCCCCUCCCGCCCCGCUGGGGCUGCCGGAGAGAGCCGGGAUCGGAGGCGGGGGGUUCCUCUCCCCUCCUUGCCGAGAAGCCAGCCGGCCGCUGCAGAGGCAGCUGUCUGCGGACGCCGCGGUGGUGGGGUGGAAUCGAUGCAGCGUCUCGUCUGGCGGCUCCACCAAAAGCGCCAGAGUCUUCAGCCUGGAGAUCCCGGAGCGCAGCCCCGAAUCCAAAGGCAGCCCGACCGGGGAACCCGUCGAAAGGAUCCCCCUGAUGGGAGCGUCUUCCGGAGGGGGGCAGCACUUGGAGGUGCGCCCGGCCUUCCACUGCUCCGAACAUCGCCACUCCUUCCCCGCGCUCUUCUACGAAGCGCCCGCCGACUCCCCCGCACAAAGACCCUCCUUCCUGAAGCCCCUGAGCCGCUCCAGGAGAGACGCUGCCUCCUACUCCCAGCUCUCCCCCUCCUCCCGGCACAACUACUCCGGCUACUCGUCCAGCCCCGAGUACUCCUCCGAGAGCACCCUGAAAAUCUGGGAGAGGUUCCGCCCGUACCGGAAGAGCCCGAAGGAAGAGGCGGCCAGCUACGUGACAGCCGGACACGCGCUGCGGAAGAAGGUCCAGUUCGCCAAAGACGAGGACCUCCACGACAUCCUGGAUUACUGGAAGGGAGUGUCAGCACAGCAGAAUCUGUGACCCUUAUGAGAGGCGAGCCGAAAGGGGGCGGAGGGGGGGGGGG
Acipenser ruthenus (sterlet) is the source of this 3789-nucleotide messenger RNA. Its product is annotated as protein phosphatase 1 regulatory subunit 29-like. Bases 1299 to 3746 code for a protein of 815 amino acids. NCBI's taxonomy places the organism in Eukaryota, Metazoa, Chordata, Actinopteri, Acipenseriformes, Acipenseridae. Gene Ontology annotation, molecular function: protein binding. Gene Ontology annotation, cellular component: plasma membrane. The record is from RefSeq and is a predicted model, not a curated record. The transcript has 3 exons.